Pistacia vera is the source of this 3080-nucleotide messenger RNA. RefSeq lists its product as uncharacterized. The transcript is spliced from 4 exons. Bases 111 to 809 code for a protein of 232 amino acids. The record is from RefSeq and is a predicted model, not a curated record. NCBI's taxonomy places the organism in Eukaryota, Viridiplantae, Streptophyta, Magnoliopsida, Sapindales, Anacardiaceae. Gene Ontology annotation, cellular component: mitochondrial matrix.
CCGUGUAGUUCUCUUGCAGAUGUAGGGCAUGUCGGUUUGGUUUCAAUGACUAAGACAAAGCCCAGUUGCUUGGCUGAGUUACUCAAAAACCCAAAACAGCAUUCAGUAUCAUGGCACGCUUCUUCAUUCAAUCAGCUAGAAAAACCCUUUUAUCUUCCUCCACUGUUUCUAAAACCCUAAUUCAUGGACUCCAACGCCACCAUGGCACACCUUCCAUCCAAUCACGGAACGCCCCCUCAACAUUUCUCUUCCAAUCCCGAUACUAUGCAACUGACUUAAUUACCAAAUCGCCCUUCGAAGCUAACAUUCUCAGAAUCCUCCGUAACGAGAUUGACUACCAGUCCGAGUACGCCCCUCCUCAUCAGCCUGCUACGAAAUUCAACUCGUUUACUGUCGAAGACCGAGCAGGAGAGCAAUGGGUGAUUAUGAACAGAAAAUCUGGAGACAAUGAAGAUAUUAAAAUUGAAGUUACAAUGUUUGACGGCUUGGUCUCUGUUCCUAAAGUGGGAGACGAUAGCACUGGUGAAGAUGUGCGUCUUCACAUUAGUGUAAUUGUUGAUAUUUCCAAGGCUGAUGGCUCUGAUUUUCUGGAGUUCGUGUGCUCAGCGUGGCCAGACGCUUUAGAAAUUCAUAAAGUUUAUGUGCUUAGUCGUGAUAACAAGCUGGCCAGGCCUUACAUGGGACCUCAUUUCAGGAAUUUGAGCGGUGAGCUUAGGAAGACGUUACGCGAGUACUUAGAGGCAAGAGGGGUCCCACUUGGAAUUUUGAAUAACAAGGCACUACUAUUUUUUUUGGCUACAUUUGGGUGAAGAUCCAAGUGGUAGAUUAUAUGCAUGACCAGGCUCUCAUUGCACUAUGAUUGAAUCACUUUUUCCUACUCUUGAAAAAGUGAGUGUUUCUGUUCCAGAAACCAUGGGUGUUAGAUAUUUUCCCUGUUACCAUUUCGUGGCUGAAGUGAAUCAUAUUUAAAUGGGUUUGAGACACAAUAACUGUUUUGUGAUGGUGACACAGUGGACUGUACAUGUUAUCCUCUGUUUAUGAGCCCACACCACGGCCCGGUUCUAAUCUUUUAGGUGCUAUGUCAUGGGCAGUGGGUGUUAAGAUGUUAAAAGGGUUAACUUAUUCAUUACAAUUAAAUGGAAUCAUUCCUCGAGUAUGUGAACAAAUGCAAAUAUGAAUUUCUUGAGUUGUUUGCUCUAUGUUAUAUCCACUGUUUACACAUUCCUGCUCUUAAUAUUUCCUAUCGAUUCUGUUAUAAGUCUAUUUGAUACAAGUGAACAUUUCAUCUGGUAUGUGAGUUUGUUGAGUCAUCGGCUCUAGUGUGCUUCUACAGUAUCAUUCUUUCUUAUGUAUUUACUUCUGUUAGCACUGCAUAUCAAAUUUUGUAUAUCAAGUCUAAUAAGUACUUAUGACGUCAUGUAUUAGAUAAAGAGAAACACAUUAUACUUUCUAUAACUUGGCAUUAUUAUUCCUAUCCUUGCAAUACUGCAUUUGUUUGCUCGGGAUUCUUUUGCACAUAUUAAACUCCAUUAAUCUUUGUUAGAGUGAGCUCUGAUGCUUUCAUACUUAGUUUGUAAAUAGUAAUUAGAUUGUACUGAGUUUGUAUCUGGAGCGUAAAUAAUCUGUAAUACUUUACUAUUGAGAUCAUUCAAACGUCAUUACUUGAGCUUAUAUGUUGUUAAGACUAAAGUAGUUUUAAAUGAAGGUUAGACUAGGCUGAAAACUAGACGCUGCCUUCUGUAUAUUAGUUGAAAGCUUAUGUAUUAGUUGAGGUUAUAUCUUUUCAAUAGGACAUCAAGAGUGAGAUGAAUUGUGGAUUUGCUACACCAAUUCCUGUGUCAGCGUCAUUAAUUUUCUUUCUUGGGGUUGGGGGAAGAACUGUGGCUAAUGUUGGUCAUGGCCUCCUGUAUAGUGUUUCUUAGAUUAACAUUGUAAGUUGUUGUGAUAAUCAACAGUCUUAUAAAACAUAUAUCUCUUUGUAUUUUUUCUUUUGCCUGAAAGCCUUUUCAGGUUGUCAAAUAAUUGUUGCUAUAUAUUGUCUUUCAAGUCAAAGCCUCUGGCCUGGGAUUACUGGUGUUUGACGUAAUCUUGCCUAAGGUUGUCCUGUGAGGUCGUAAUAUCCACUGCAGAUACCUAUUUAGAGAAUAUAAGUUUUGAUUCAAGUUUGAUCUCAAACUUGUUUGGAUGGAAAAAUCAAGUAUUAAAUGAAGGUAAAACUGGGCUGCAAAUUGGACUCACCUUUAAAUACAUCAGCUAUCCCAGUGACUAUUUUUUCUCAAUGGAAGGUUUAGAGUGGGCUGAAUUGCGGAUUCAGCUGUACCAAUUCCUGUAUUAGAGUCAUCAAUUUUCUUUCCUAGGGGGAGGGGCUAAUCUCGGUCAUGAACCCUUGUAUAGUGAUUAUUUUGAUCUAGGACUGGAAAACUAAGUAACAAGUGGAGGAACUUCAAAUUUACUUUUAGUUUUUACUAGUAAGAUGCUAUUAAAAGAAAUAUUUAAGUCUAGACAGAACAUAUGGCAAUACUAUGGUGGUGCCUGGUAAGAUUGUCAGGCUUGAAGUACAUAUGUUGUAUCAUUUCAGGCAAAUCGGCUGAGGUAGGUGGUGCCAUUUCCAUUUCCAUGUUCAAAAUUGAUUGUACCAAUCCCCAGUAUUAGAUCUUUCUGUUGACGAAAAGAUUGCCAAAUUUUAUGUGAUGGAGACUUGUUUGGCUGAUGAUGAGUUGGGACCCGACUUCAACAAAUCAUUCUUUAGUUAAUAUUAGUAAAAGGCCUAUGCUCUUUUGGUUUAUAACGCUGAUGUUUGUACUUUAUGAUAUAAUGAAAACAAAUUGUUGAUAAAUCUCUAUAUAUAUUGCUUUCUUUAGCUAAAUCUAUUAUAACUUAGAGACAGAGUUGGCGUAGUAAUAGAUUUUUAACUAUUAUAAUCACUGUUUUGUUCUUUAAUAUCAUGUUUAAUCAUCAUCAUAUAUUUUUCUUUCUUUUCCUUCUUAACCCUGUACUUAUAAACUAAACUCUCUGAUGUUCCCAAAGGACUUAACGUCUUUGUCAAAAGAAAUAAUGAUAAUAACAGUAGAGAGAAAGAG